CGAGCCCGAGCAAGAGGAGGAGGAGGAAGAGGAAGAAGAGGAGGAAGGUGGUCGUCGCUGCUCCUCCGCCGGCCCGGCAUGAGCGCGGCUUUCCAGCCCUCGCUGAUGAUGAUGCAGCGCCCGCUGGGAAGCAGCACGGCCUUCAGCAUCGAUUCGCUCAUCGGCAGCCCCCCGCCGCCCGCCCCCGGCCACUUCGUCUACACCGGCUACCCCAUGUUCAUGCCGUACCGGCCCGUCGUGCUGCCCCCCCCGCCGCCCGCCCUGCCGCAGGCCGCCCUGCAGCCUCCGUUGCCCCCCGCGCCGCCCCCGCCGCUGCCCGCGUUGCCCGGAGCCUUCUGCCCUGGGCUGGCGCAGGGCAUGGCCCUCACCUCCACGCUGAUGGCCGCGCUGCCCGGCUCCUUCCCCGCCUCCCCGCCGCGCCCCGAGGCCGCCAGGAAGUUCGCCCCCCCGGGGAACUUCGACAAGGCCGAGGGAUUGCCCCCCCCGGACGGUGGCGGCGGCGGCGGAGACGACGGCAAAACCGGGGGGGGGCUGCUGCCCUUCCCCGCUGCCGACGCCGUGCACGCAUCGCUGGCCGGGGCCCUCCGCGGCGGCCCCAAAGACGAUCCCAAAUCGGAGGAGGAGGCGAAGGGCCGCGAGGAGAACUUCUCCAUGGACAGCGACCUCGACUACAGCUCCGACGAGAACGGCCCCGCGCCGGCGGCCCCGCGGGAGGAGGACUGUGGUACCGCGUUGGAGGAAAACCCCCCCAGCGCCGCCAACGCCGCCGCCAACGCCGCAGCCACGGGGAAGAACCGACGGCGACGGACGGCGUUCACCAGCGAGCAGCUGUUGGAGCUGGAGAAGGAGUUCCACUGCAAGAAGUACCUCUCGCUGACGGAGCGCUCGCAGAUCGCUCACGCCUUGAAGCUGAGCGAGGUGCAGGUGAAGAUCUGGUUCCAGAACCGGCGAGCUAAAUGGAAGCGGGUGAAAGCGGGCAACGCCAGCUCCAAGGCGGGGGAACCUUCGCGGAACCCCAAAAUCGUGGUGCCCAUCCCGGUGCACGUCAGCCGCUUCGCCAUCAGGAGUCAGCACCAGCAGCUGGAGCAGGCGCGGCCCUGAGCGCCGCUGGGGGGGCAAAAAGUUGACAAACGGGGUUUUCGCCGGACCCGCAAUGAAAAGCGAAACGAACGACGGAAACCAACCUCUCCUCCCCCCCCCCCUUCCCGUCCCCCCCCCCGUAAAAAAAAAACACCAACCAACAAAACAACUCAAACAAACAACUCCCUGCCUCCCCCCUUAAAAUAAAUCUAGAAGCGACGCGACCCCACCGGCGACCCGCGAGUGAUCCGGCGGCAACGAGCGGCAGAACUGAAGGCGGAACGCCGUACGGAGCGGGGACCGGGACCGCACCGCCCCGGGGUAACGGCGCUGGGGGAGCCGUCGGUUCGGGGCCGCCCCUCUCAAAGCCGUUUUGAGAGGGGAAAGAGAGAAAGAGAGAGAGAGAGGGGAGGGGGGGGAGGAGAACGGACGGACGGACAGACGGACACCGAGGAAAGCACGAAUUCAGCGUUGUGGUUUAAUUUAUUUCGAUGUAGCCCGUUUCCUU
This is a messenger RNA of Phasianus colchicus (ring-necked pheasant), 1588 nucleotides long. It is a transcript of the gene GBX2, whose product is annotated as gastrulation brain homeobox 2. Gene Ontology annotation, biological process: regulation of nervous system development; regulation of transcription by RNA polymerase II. Gene Ontology annotation, cellular component: nucleus. The record is from RefSeq and is a predicted model, not a curated record. NCBI's taxonomy places the organism in Eukaryota, Metazoa, Chordata, Aves, Galliformes, Phasianidae. Gene Ontology annotation, molecular function: RNA polymerase II transcription regulatory region sequence-specific DNA binding; DNA-binding transcription factor activity, RNA polymerase II-specific.